This is a messenger RNA of Durio zibethinus, 723 nucleotides long. Its product is annotated as small ubiquitin-related modifier 1-like. Gene Ontology annotation, molecular function: protein binding. NCBI's taxonomy places the organism in Eukaryota, Viridiplantae, Streptophyta, Magnoliopsida, Malvales, Malvaceae. The record is from RefSeq and is a predicted model, not a curated record.
CCACGUCAUUAAGCUCAUGAAAGUCGAGCUUAGCGGAAAUGGUAAAUUGAGAGAGAAAAAGGAAAGUAGGAGUCUACCGUGCUUUUCAAUAAAAACCCUAAUUCUAUAAAAUAUCGAAUUAGAGAAGAAUCGGAAGCAGAAAUCGCUGAGACAAAAAAAAAAAAAUGUCGGGGCAGCAGGAGGAAGAUAAGAAGCCCGGCGAUCAAUCCGCCGCCCAUAUCAACCUCAAAGUCAAAGGCCAGGAUGGGAAUGAGGUUUUCUUCAGGAUUAAAAGAAGCACGCAACUGAAGAAGCUUAUGAAUGCAUAUUGUGAUCGACAAUCUGUGGAUUUCAACUCAAUUGCCUUCUUGUUUGAUGGUCGCCGCCUACGAGGCGAGCAAACUCCUGAUGAGCUGGAAAUGGAGGAUGGCGAUGAGAUCGAUGCUAUGCUGCACCAAACUGGUGGCACAAAUGCUUCAUCUGUGUUCUCAUUUGUGUGACGCAAGAUUUAGUUUACUGUUUUUAGUACGUAGAGGGUGAGUUAUUGCCGGACUACUUAGAUGUUAUAUAUAGAUUUAUUGCUAUGGAGUGUUAGACUUGUCUUGUUCUGAAUAUCUAGCUCUUCUAGAGCUUUAAUGGCUACUGUUUGGAACUUCAUUUUCUUUAUACCUUUGCUUUGAUGGCUGUUUAACAAUUACUUGCUAUUUAUAUUCUAUAAGUAACGAUUUCUUGGUUUGCUACAAA